Trematomus bernacchii (emerald rockcod) is the source of this 2175-nucleotide messenger RNA. Its product is annotated as acyl-CoA-binding protein homolog. Lineage: Eukaryota; Metazoa; Chordata; Actinopteri; Perciformes; Nototheniidae. Gene Ontology annotation, molecular function: carnitine O-octanoyltransferase activity; fatty-acyl-CoA binding. The coding region runs from base 105 to 2021 and encodes 638 amino acids. Gene Ontology annotation, cellular component: peroxisome. The transcript is spliced from 18 exons. Gene Ontology annotation, biological process: fatty acid metabolic process. The record is from RefSeq and is a predicted model, not a curated record.
AUUGCAUAAUACAGGCUAUGGUAUUCACAGCUGCGCAGAGACGUCCAUCCAGCCGACAGCAGCAGACAUAAAUUCAUCUGGACCUCUAGACUGCAUCUGCAAAAAUGGCUUCUCAGGCAGAGUUUGAGAAAUUGGCAGAGGAUGUGAAGAAGGUGAAGACGAGGCCUACAGACCAGGAGCUGCUGGACCUCUAUGGCCUUUAUAAGCAGGCAACAGUUGGAGAUGUUAACACCGAAAGACCAGGAAUGCUGGACUUCAAAGGAAAAGCAAAGUGGGAUGCCUGGAACUCUAGGAAAGUUCGUCCAUUUGCAUCUGAGGAAGAGUUUAAGGCUACGUUGGACAUUGUGAAUACAUUUCAAGAGGGUGUUGGCCAAGAGCUGCACCAAAAGCUACUGCAGAAAGCCAGAACAAACAGGAAUUGGCUGGAAGAAUGGUGGUUAGAUGUUGCGUAUCUGGAGGUUCGCAUCCCAUCUCAGCUGAAUGUGAACUUUGCCGGCCCGGGGCCCUACCUGGAGCACUGCUGGCUCCCCGAAGAGGGAUCUCAGCUGCAGAGGGCUAGUAUUAGCACAUGGCACACAUUACAGUACUGGAACCUGAUCCGCACGGAGAGGCUGCAUCCUCAGAAAGCCGGCAAACUACCGUUAGAUAUGGACCAGUUCAGAAUGCUGUUCUGCACCUGCAAAGUACCUGGAGUGAAGAAGGACACCAUCCGUAACUACUUCAAGACAGAGAGUGAGGGGCCGUGCCCUUCCCAUGUGGUGGUGAUGUGUCGUGGACGGAUGUUCACAUUUGAUGCAGUGUGUGAUGGACAAAUCCUCACUCCUCCAGAAAUACUCAGGCAGCUGAGCUAUGUGAAAGAGUGCUGUGAGGGGGAACCAGAGGGAGACGGAGUGUCGGCCCUCACCUCAGAAGAGAGGACUCGCUGGGCGCAGACCAGGGAGCAUCUAAUAAGCAUUGAUCCACACAAUAGCAACAUCCUGGAGACCAUCCAGAGCAGCCUGUUCGUCUUAUCUCUGGAUGAAACAAAACCCUACUCCUCUCCAAUGAACUACACAAAUAUAACCACGGCGGCCCUUACAGGCGACCCCACAAUCCGCUGGGGCGACAAAUCGUACAACUCACUCAGCUUCGCAGAUGGAACCUUUGGAACCACUUGUGAUCAUGCACCUUUUGAUGCCAUGGUGCUGGUGUCUAUGUGUUGGUAUCUGGACCAGCAAAUCAAAGCUACAGAAGGCAAAUGGAAGGGAUCAGAGGCAGUCAGAGCCGUGCACCGUCCUGAGGAGCUGGUGUUUACUGUGGACGAAAAAGUCCGGAGUGACAUCCGCCACGCCAAACAGCAGUACCUGGAGACGGCACAGGACCUGCAGAUUGUGUGUUACGCCUUCACAGCGUUUGGAAAAGAUGCCAUCAAACAGAAGAAGCUGCACCCAGACACUUUUGUACAACUAGCAAAGCAGUUGGCCUUCCAGCGAAUGCACAAAAGGCCGGGCAGUUGUUAUGAGACCGCAAUGACUCGCAAGUUCUACCACGGCCGGACGGAGACGGUGCGACCCUGCACCCAGGAGGCUGUCAACUGGUGUAAAGCCAUGAUGGACCCCUCGUGUGAUGCUGGUAGCAGGAGGAAAGCCAUGCUGGCAGCCUUCAAUACGCACAAUAACCUGAUGGUUGAAGCCCAGGAUGGACAAGGUUUUGACAGGCAUCUUCUUGGGCUGUAUCUUAUCGCCAGAGAGGAGGGACUUCCCACUCCAGACCUCUUCAUGGAUCCCCUUUACUCAUUGAGCGGUGGAGGUGGUAACUUCGUGCUGUCGUCCAGCCUGGUGGGCUACACCACAGUUAUGGGGGCCGCGGCUCCCAUGGUGCACCACGGCUACGGCUUUUUCUAUCGCAUCAGAGACGACAGGAUCGUGGUCUCUGUCUCGGCGUGGAACUCUUGCCGUGAGACAGACGCUGCGACUCUGUUCAACAACUUCUCCAGCUCCAUGCAUGAGAUGCUCCACCUGGCCACCACAUCUCAGCUAUAAGUAACUUUAUUGACCUCACGGUUUACCAACACUGGUAAUAGCCGACAGCUAGCGAUAGUCAUGUUUGUUCAGAGCACGGAUCAAUGCAAAGUUAAUGAAUCUGAUCUGCUGAUAGCCACUGGUUUGGGCAUUCAAUAAAAUCUUAUCAGCUUUU